Messenger RNA from Macadamia integrifolia, 406 nucleotides. Its product is annotated as S-protein homolog 5-like. The transcript is spliced from 3 exons. NCBI's taxonomy places the organism in Eukaryota, Viridiplantae, Streptophyta, Magnoliopsida, Proteales, Proteaceae. The record is from RefSeq and is a predicted model, not a curated record. Bases 1 to 387 code for a protein of 128 amino acids.
AUGGCAAAGAGACCGAGAGCCAGGAAGUGGGAUGAGGAAGCAAUGGGUGAAGGUUAUGUACUGACGAUCCAUUGCAAAUCAAGGGAUGAUGAUUUGGGUGUCCAUUACCUUCCCCAUAAUGAGUAUUUCGACUGGCGUUUCAAUGACAACAUUUGGGGAAGUACACUUUUCUUUUGCCACUUUCAAUGGAGAGAUGCAGAUGUGUAUUUUGAUAUUUAUGAUGCAACAAGAGAUCGACUUCGUUGUUCUCUGUGCUGGUGGUCUGCGAGGAUUGAUGCUCUUUAUUCUGUGGACUACAAUACUGGUGCAGCUGAAGCUUGGCUUCAUUGGCAUGGGUCCUUAUCGCUGAUUGAGCUCGGAGGAGUCGAUGGUUUCAAUUACCAAUAGAGCUUUUUCUUUUCAUCUU